AUGGCGUUAUCUCAGAUAGUCGAGAUCCUUCCAGGAGACUUUGAUGACAUCGAAGCAACAAGCGUCUCUAUCAGUGAUGUGAAGCAUCUGUCUUCAUAUAAUUGGAUUAGUGCACGAAGUCCGACUAUUGCCGUCCCAGGCACUCCAGCUCGUUGGUCUCCCCCAAGAGGCCCGCAGCAAGUCAAGAUGGACUCAGGGGUCUAUUUUAUUGCCGAGAACGCCAUUCGUAACCCGAAAAGCCCCGUUGAGCCUUUGUUUCGGGCGCUUUACUUCGAAAAUCCCUCCUUUGAUAUUCGUUCAAUCGACAUUGUCACCGACCGGAACUGCAUCCGACAACUACUUUCGUUUAUAAAUCCCAGUCUAGAGAAAGGUCAACACUUCACGCUGCACGCUGAAGUAGUCAAUAAUACGAUGAUCCUCUGUCGUACGGAGAAACAAAAACGUCAGUUCAUCAAGCCUGGCGAGAAGAGCGGUUUCGGGCACAAUUUCGAGAAAAAGUACACGACUCAUCGAGUCAAGGGAAGCACCAGUCACCACAGAAUCAUCUCUUAUAGCUUUGGGGCUCUGAAAUUCCUGAUUCGCCAUGAAACAGAUGGAUACGUUGCCACUGAUAAAGCGGGGUAUUCGAACACUGUCAAUCAAUCAACAUCUGACAGCCUUACAGGCAAGAUGAAAUCUGUAUCUUUAUCCCAGUCUGACGUUUCUCUUCAUACCACUCCUGCAGGGUGCAAAUUGUCCAUCAGAAAAGAUGGCAAAGCGGUGCCGUUAGCAUCCACCCUCGAGAUAAAAACACGAACUAUCAAAAGACCUCUUCGAAUGAAAGAUGUUGCAGCGCAAUUGUGGAUUUCGCAAACACCCAAACUUGUGCGAGCAUACCAUACUGAGGGAAAUUUCCAGCCACCCGAGGUAGAGGAUGUGACAUCUGAAGUAAAGAGCUGGGAAGAACUUCAUCAAGUCGAUUUGAGGAAGCUGGCUCCAUUAAUCCAAAAGAUCAUUGAAAUUACAAAGGAGUGUGGUGGGACUGCCGUAAUUAAACGACAGCCCCAAAGCAAGAAAUUGACCAUUGAAAAGGCACACAGAGACAGAAUGCUACCUAUGGAUCUGUAUGAUAAGUGGAAUGAAAAGAAGCCAGAACUUUAG
Penicillium vulpinum is the source of this 1140-nucleotide messenger RNA. RefSeq lists its product as uncharacterized. Bases 1 to 1140 code for a protein of 379 amino acids. NCBI's taxonomy places the organism in Eukaryota, Fungi, Ascomycota, Eurotiomycetes, Eurotiales, Aspergillaceae. The transcript has a single exon. The record is from RefSeq and is a predicted model, not a curated record.